This is a messenger RNA of Diospyros lotus (date-plum), 762 nucleotides long. RefSeq lists its product as uncharacterized. NCBI's taxonomy places the organism in Eukaryota, Viridiplantae, Streptophyta, Magnoliopsida, Ericales, Ebenaceae. The record is from RefSeq and is a predicted model, not a curated record. The transcript has a single exon. Bases 1 to 762 code for a protein of 253 amino acids.
AUGGAAAAUCACAUAGGAAGACCAUUAUAUGCUGACCCUAUGACACAGGAUAGAUCAAGAUUAGGAUAUGCUAGGGUGUGUGUUGAUGUUAAUGUCUACUCCAAAUUUCCCCAGUUUAUAGAUAUAGAUCAGGGCUAUGAUGAAGCCUCUGGUGAACGUCGCAUAUCUAGGCUCCAAAUAGAAUAUCAAUGGAUUCCUUCGAUUUGUUCACAUUGUAAGAUUUUUGGUCACUUAGAUUCUCAGUGCCCAAAGAAACCUAAAAUAGACCCUAAUAAUGUUGAAGGUAGUAAGAAAGCAGAUGAGGGAGAUGGCUUCACUAAAGUGAAAAGUAAGAGAGGUAAGGCCCAAGAUAAGGGAAAAGAAGUCAGUUCGUCACCUAGGUCGAUUGCUCUUGAUUAUGCUUCUAUGACCAUGGCAGAGUGUCUUGAGUUCCAUACCGUUACAGUUCCUUAUGACCCUAAGGAUGUUGAUGCUCAAAUUAAAAAUCAUUUUUGUGCUCUUGCAGAAGAAGAUAAGGAUGUUCCCUCUCCUAUGGAGUCAGAUGGAGAGGUAGCAGAAGAAAAUUAUCGAGAAAUUUUGAGUGACGGAGAUGGUAGCGAGGGUCAGAUCUCAGAGCCUGAGCGGGUUGAGAGCGUUAGUUCAGAUGGGCACCAUUCCAAGACUAGAUCUCAAGCUAAAAGAGACAGGAAGAAGAUGCGUGAGCAAGGUGAACAGAAGCCUGGGUCGGCGAGUUCAGACCCGAUCUCCCAAGAGUGUCAAUGA